GACGACGGACGACAGGCAAGACGAAAGAGACACGGAAGAAGACGACGACGUCGACGACAUGUCGGCGUACGCGCAAUUCGGAUACUAUCCGACGGCUUCGCAGCUCCUGGUGAGCGGAGGCCAGCCAACGACAGCCACGUCGCCCGCAAUGUCGUCAGCGGGCGCCCUCAGCCCGGGCGCCCUCUCGCCCUCCUCGUCGACAGCAACGACGACAGGCACGACACCGGGGGCAGGCAGCGGCGGGGGUGGCACCAGCACACCGGUGGGCGGGUCGACGGCGGGGGCGACGACGGCAUGUUGCGAGAACGGCCGGCCCAUGAUGACCGACCCCGUGACCGGGCAGACCGUGUGCUCGUGCCAGUACGACAGCGCGGCGAGGCUGGCCCUUGGCGCUUACCCGAGGCUCGCUCCCACCGCGGGCUCCUACUCCUCGUACCCGACGCCCACGCCCUCCGGCACCGACCAGGGCCCCUACCCCAGCAUCGGCAUGGACAGCUCGGCCUUCUACUCGCCACUCGGAAAUCCGUACGGGCUGAAGGACGCGACGGGGAUGGGAAUGACGGCGGACAUGGGCGCCGCCUGGGGCACUGCGGCCCUCCAGCCCGCGGCCACCGGCUACUACCCUUACGACCCGACGCUCGCCGCCUAUGGGUACGGCGCGGGCUACGAUUUGGCGGCGAGGCGGAAAAACGCGACGCGCGAGUCCACGGCGACGCUGAAGGCCUGGCUGGGCGAGCACAAGAAAAACCCGUACCCGACCAAGGGCGAGAAGAUCAUGCUGGCGAUAAUAACGAAGAUGACGCUGACGCAGGUCUCGACGUGGUUCGCCAACGCGAGGAGGCGCCUCAAGAAGGAGAACAAGAUGACGUGGGAGCCGAAGAACAAGACGGACGACGACGAGGACGCCAACCUCACCGACUCCGAGGACAACAAGGACAAGGACGACAUGGGCCAGGACAGCCGGCAGGACCGAGCCGACGACCCCAGGCGGGGACUCGACGACACUGAGUCCAUGCGCCACGUGAAGGCGGAGCACCUGCAGCACGAAAAGGAUCUCGAGGAUGAGGAUGAUCUGGAUCUCGAGGAGGAUCCCCGUAGAUCGGGGGAUGGGAAUCCGUACCAUCACCACCACACGAUGCACCACCACCACCACCACCACCAUCAUCCGGGCUACGGGCCCGAGGACCACUUGAAAGACGACGUGCUCAAGUCGGACUGCAGCGCGGCCGGGGUGCCCAUUCCCGCGACUAAGCCGAAAAUUUGGUCGCUGGCCGACACCGCCGCCUGCAAGACCCCACCGCCCCCGCACCACCCUCAGUACCACCUCCACCACCACCAACACCAACAACAACAACAACAACAACAACAACAACAACAACAACAACACUACGGACAUCAACAGCAUCAGCACCACCACCAACAGCAACAACAACAACAACAACAACACCAGCAACAGCAGCAGCACCAUCACCAUCAUCAACACCUGACGGCGCAGUCGCACCACUCGCAACAGCCGUGGCUGGGGGCUACGGGUGGAGGUGCCGCUGACCCGAGCACCGGGAGCUUGAGCAACUUUGCCCUGCCCUCGGCGGCGUCGAUGAGCCCAUCGUCGGCGGCCACGGCGCCCUACUCGAGCGGCAGUGCCCGCUACGGUGGCUUUCUGUCCUCCUCCUCGGGGGGCCAGCUCCACUACAACCCGAACUCGACGACGGCCGGCUCGUCGGUAACAAACGCCUCAUCCUCGGCAGCGGCGGGGUUUCCCGAGGUUGGUACGGACACCCCGCCACAGACACCACCCAACAUGAAGGUCGGCACGCCCAACGGGGUGAUCCAGGUACCUCCGGCCGGCUACUGCCCUGGUGGCAACAACAACAACAACAACAACAACAACAACAGCAGCAGUACCCCCACCAGCAGUAAUAACGGGCAUUACGCGGUGUCGGCGGGUGCGUACAUGCAGAGCCAAACGGGGCUGCAGAGUUUGCCGGUGAGUUACAGCACGAGGCUGCCCAACUCGCCGCACAAGGACUACACGUCGGCGAGUGGCGCGCAGGCAGCGCUGCUCCAUGAGCAUCAGACCACCGCCAGUUUACCGGCCACCGAGGCGACCACCGCCUUCAAGCCGUUCUACAAGGGGUCCCAGACCAUGAGCAGCGGAUUCGUGUCGCCGGUUUAA
Copidosoma floridanum is the source of this 2176-nucleotide messenger RNA. RefSeq lists its product as uncharacterized. Gene Ontology annotation, biological process: cell development; neuron differentiation; regulation of transcription by RNA polymerase II. Lineage: Eukaryota; Metazoa; Arthropoda; Insecta; Hymenoptera; Encyrtidae. Gene Ontology annotation, cellular component: nucleus. Gene Ontology annotation, molecular function: DNA-binding transcription factor activity, RNA polymerase II-specific; RNA polymerase II cis-regulatory region sequence-specific DNA binding. The record is from RefSeq and is a predicted model, not a curated record.